Messenger RNA from Anopheles coustani, 633 nucleotides. RefSeq lists its product as uncharacterized. Bases 10 to 633 code for a protein of 207 amino acids. The record is from RefSeq and is a predicted model, not a curated record. Lineage: Eukaryota; Metazoa; Arthropoda; Insecta; Diptera; Culicidae. The transcript is spliced from 3 exons.
UGAUCCACGAUGUUGACGCUUAAGUAUCUCUACAUUCGGCCAUAUUUCGAAACUCCCCAGGAAGCAGCCGACUGGGAUAAGCUUCAGAAAACGAUAGCGACUGUGAAGCAAUUCCACGACGACUUCGACCAAAUCGUCCUCCACAAGGAUCUUUUUCGUACGUUUUACUACUACUACUUGCAGGAGAUAAGACUCCGGAUCAUAAAAAUACUGAUGAACUCUACCACGAUUGAAUGGUCCGAACCGAAACCGGAAACCGUCGCCGUGGAUCAGUUUGGCUUUCCCCUGCCGGAAACGGCCAAGCAAAAGAGUAAGAAGAAAAAGGACCAACAGCCGGAGGACAUACCCGAGUACACCGUCCGGGUGAAGGGAUACAAGGAAAAGUUCCCGUUGAUUUGUUGUGACGAUCAGUUUCGAACCCUGGCUGCCCUUAGGCUGCACUACUAUGCUGUACACGAAAAGAAUUACCUUCUAGCGGCCAACACGUGUGAGAUGAAGGCUGCGUUGCUGCGGAUGCUAGUUUUUCGACGUGCCCUUGAUGACUUCCUUCAAUCAGGUUUACAAGCAAACAAUGGGCUGUGCUUUCAUCUGACAAAAGUUCUCCGUAGAAUCAUAUCCAUUAUUCGGUACUAA